Molecule: messenger RNA, 5264 nt
Organism: Pelobates fuscus (common spadefoot toad)
Lineage: Eukaryota; Metazoa; Chordata; Amphibia; Anura; Pelobatidae
Gene: PDE8A
Product: phosphodiesterase 8A
Exons: 22
Coding region: 1311-3878 (855 amino acids)
Biological process (GO): positive regulation of ERK1 and ERK2 cascade; signal transduction; cellular response to epidermal growth factor stimulus
Molecular function (GO): 3',5'-cyclic-AMP phosphodiesterase activity
Source: RefSeq, a predicted model, not a curated record
AGCUGGAGAACGGGAGAGCCGGGGAGGGCAGGAAGGAGAGAGGUGCUGGGUACAGCGAGAGGUGCAGGGACUGAGAGAGGUGCUGGGGAUACAGAGAGGUGUCUGGGAUAAGAGCUAGGAGAGGUGCCUGAGAUAGGGAGGUGUGCUGACAAUAAAGAGAGGUGCUGUGUAGAGAGAGGUAGCAGGAGACAUCGUGGAGGAGCAGCAGAUGAUCUGAGCGGCUGCCGCACUGCAUCAUGUCCUGGCAUUGAUAGGCAAUCUGCCUCCCCCGGCACCCAGGACAGGGCUGCUUUUCCUGAGCUCGCCAUUUUAAUUCAUUGGGGACCCCCAGGAUUAUUGGGCUCUGCAUCCUUCCCACCCUCAGGCCUGCAGCUGUACAUCCAGCUGUUCCUCAGAGAAGGGCUCAGGGGUUAGUACCCCCACUCCCAGACCCUAGGGUUGCCAGGCAAGGGAUUGGCAGCCUGGGUAUGCGUGUCCGGACCAGGCUGCAGGUCUUUCCCUGCGAUCUUCUGGGGACGGGGAGGGGGAAUCUUCCUGUUGCCAAGAAGAGUGGAGUGUGCAAAUGUAAAUAAGCCUCUUCCUCCUCCUCCCCUUAUAUUGGAAGAUGAUGGUGAUAAUGAGGUGUCCCAGGGUCCCCAAGAAGACUUUCUAGCUGUGGAGGGGACACUGAGGAAGAUUUGUGCCUUUCGCCCCUUUCCCCUCCUUUCCCACCCCUCACCCCCAUCCAUCCGCCGCUGAACCCCCGCAUCCCAUAAAGACCCUAGGAAAACCCUUCAUGGUCAAACUGUAGUCAGGGGAAGAUAAAAUAUUGAGUGCACAGGGCGUGGAGGACAGGAGGAUAGAUAGCUCAGCAGCUCCCUGCAUCUCCCUCCCUCUCUCUCUCUCUCUCUGCCUGGGGAUGUGACCGUUUCCCACGGAUUGAUCUGUGGAUACAAUGUUGCCAUGCUGAUGCUGAUUCCAAAAGUCAAUCAGAGGAGACGUUUGGCUGUGUGUAGCAGGGGAAACCAUCAAACCCGGGAUCCAUAUGUCCUCAUCAUUUGGGAGUUGAUGCAGGAGGAUCAAACACAGAAGCCCACCCCCUGAAAGAAGACAUAACACUUUACCUCCCAAACCUCAUCUAGCCCUUCUAUAUAUGUAUAUAUUUUUUGGAUAUUUUUUUUUCUGCUGGCAGAUUCCAAGUGUGACAUGCAGAAGAGUAUCGGCAAAUCGCCGGCUGCAGCAGGAUACAACGCAUUUCCACUUGGAUACAUUUGCUGCAACGACUGAAAGGCUACACACUGGUUUGGAUUUGGCACAGGAGGCAUCAAAGUAUGGGCUGUGCUCCAAGCAUCCACAUCUCUGACAGCAGGGUGGUUUAUCACAGUGGGAAAGAGUCUGAUGACUCCAACUCUCCACAGCAGACCAACACACUGUCUCAGCCACAGCAGCAAACCAACUCAGUCCCUGGCUUAUUCAUUAAAUCCCCUAACACAUCCACUUAUAAGGUGAGGGCUAAUUCCUCAAAGAAAGACAGGAGGGAAAACAACCAGAUCAUGGAUGCAGAGAUGCACACCAGCAGAUCCAGUGUGAAGGCAGCUGUAACAGAAGUGCAGUUUGGUCCAAUGAGACUACACCAAGAUCAACUUCAGGUACUUUUAGUAUUUGCCAAAGAAGAUAGCCAGAGCAAUGGAUUCUGUUGGGCGUGUGAGAAAGCAGGCUUUAAGUAUAACAUUGCCAGAACGCCAGAAACGGCUUUGGAAAGCUUUUUAGAUAAACAUCAUCAAAUUAUCAUUAUCGAUCAUAGAAAUUCACGAAAUUUUGAUGCAGAAGCUCUAUGCAGGUCCAUCAGAGCUACCAAACCCUCAGAAAAUGUUGUCGUUAUUGCUGUAGUUAGAAGACAAAGUGAUCGGGAUGAAGCAUCUAUAAUGCCCCUUAUAUGUGCUGGCUUUACCAGGAGAUAUGUAGAAAAUCCCAAUAUAAUGACCUGUUACAAUGAACUUAUUCAGCUAGAAUAUGGAGAAGUACUUGCACAAUUUAAACUAAGGGCUUGCAAUUCACUAUUUACUACGUUAGAGAAGAGUCAAGAAGCCAUUGAAAUUACAAGUGAGGAUCACAUAAUACAGUAUGUGAAUCCUACAUUUGAAAGCAUGAUGGGUUAUCAGAAGGAUGAACUAGUUGGAAAAGAUUUAACUGAAGUGCCUAUUAAUGAAAAAAAAUCUGAUUUCUUAGAUACUAUAAAUUCUUGCAUCAAAACAGGAAAGGAAUGGGAAGGUGUUUACUAUACCAAAAAUAAACAUGGUGAUAAUAUCCAUCAGAAUGUGAAGGUUAUUCCUGUUUUUGGACAUCGGGGUAAGAUCAGACACUAUGUGUCUAUUAGUCGGCCAUGUAAUGACAAUAAUAAGGUAGAAAAACAAUGUGAAAGAGUUCAGGCUGAAUCUCAAACAGACAUCCAGACUUGCAGACACAAGGACAGGCGGAAAGGUUCGUUAGAUGUCAGGUCAACCACCUCCAGAGGAAGUGAUGGUAGUUCACAGCGGCGGCAUUCUUCAAUGGCUAGAAUACAUUCGAUGACUAUUGAAGCCCCAAUCACAAAGGUAAUAAAUAUAAUCAAUGCUGCCCAAGAGAACAGUCCGAUGCCUGUAGCAGAAGCCUUGGAUCGAGUGCUGGAGAUCUUGAGAACCACAGAAUUAUAUUCUCCACAGCUUGGAACUAAGGAUGAAGAUCCUCACACCAAUGAUCUGGUUGGAGGUUUGAUGACCGAUGGCUUAAGAAGAUUAUCAGGGAACGAGUACAUAUUUUCUGCGAAACAAGUCCAUCCUGUUUCUGGACACUUGAUAUCAUCUCUCUCACUUACUGAUAUCCCACCUCGGAUAGCACAAGCGAUGGAUAAUGAGGAAGAUUGGGAAUUCGAUAUCUUUGAAUUAGAGGCUGCAACUCAUAAAAGGCCCUUAGUUUAUCUUGGCCUGAAAAUAUUUGCACGGUUUGGGGUUUGUUCAUUCCUAAACUGUUCAGAGGCUACCUUGAGGUCUUGGCUGCAUGUUAUUGAAUCAAACUACCAUUCAAGCAAUGCCUAUCAUAAUUCAACACAUUCCGCUGAUGUCUUACAUGCCACAGCCUAUUUCCUCUGUAAAGAAAGGGUGAAGCAAAGCCUGGAUCCAAUUGAUGAAGUUGCAGCUCUUAUUGCUGCCACUGUGCAUGAUGUCGAUCACCCAGGGAGGACCAACUCUUUCUUGUGUAAUGCUGGCAGUGAACUGGCCAUCCUCUAUAACGACACUGCGGUGUUGGAGAGCCACCAUGCGGCUCUAGCCUUCCAGAUCACUACAAGAGAUGACAAGUGCAAUAUAUUCAAAAAUAUGGAGAGGAAUGAAUAUCGCACAUUAAGGCAAGCAAUCAUCGACAUGGUAUUGGCAACCGAAAUGACCAAGCACUUUGAACACGUUAAUAAAUUUGUCAACAGCAUCAACAAGCCAUUGGCAGCGGUGGAAGAAACUGUGGGCAACAUCGGGGAAGAUGAUUCUGUCAAAAAUGUGUUAACAUCCCCAGAAAAUCGGAUCCUCAUUAAAAGAAUGCUGAUUAAAUGUGCAGAUAUCUCCAAUCCAUGCCGAGCACUUCAGCAAUGCAUAGAGUGGGCAGGGAGAAUAUCUGAGGAGUAUUUUGCUCAGACGGACGAGGAGAAGCGGCAGGGUUUACCAGUAGUAAUGCCAGUAUUCGAUAGGCAUACAUGCAGCAUUCCUAAAUCCCAGAUUUCCUUUGUGGAUUAUUUUAUAACGGACAUGUUUGAUGCAUGGGAUGCAUUUGCUGAUUUGCCCAAUUUAAUGCAACAUCUGGAUAAUAAUUUCAAAUAUUGGAAAGGACUAGAUGAAAAGCAGCUGAAGACACUGCGACCGCCAGCGGAAUAACAGAAGCUGCCCUGUACUUCCACCAAGCAGCCAAUGAAGCUUAUACUCUAUUCGUGAAGCUCCAAUGAAUAUUGGUCCAUUUAGAGUUACCAGAAUCUGCUUCUUCAUCUUGCAGAACUUUCACGUAACAAGGAUCGUCAGGUUGGACAUUACCUCGAGUACCCUGCAGUAAACUGUAAAGCCUUUCAUGUUAACUUAUCUUUCAAGUUAAAUUACACUGGAUUGCUGCAAUAUCAGUACUGAAAGGUUCUACAAAAAAAAACAAAAAACCUUAGCCGUUUAUUUUCUUCAUGCCUGUAUGGAAAUCUUGAAGAUACCCUUGGAUAAGUUUCUUCUCCCAAGAGAUCGCUCAGAAAAACGAAACCUCAAAUUUACAAGUGAAGGAAACUCAUAUUUUGUGUCUCGCAGCUUUUAAGAGAACACUCUGCUUUUUUUUUAAAGCACUUAAAGUUGUAACAAUCAACACAUUAAAUGCACUCUUUAUGAAGGAGUUUUUUGAUCCCUGAGAAAACAGAUCCACACUAUUUUUUAAUAUCACACGAGGGGCAAGCAUUCACCUCUGCACACUACUGAUAGGGAGAUCUCGCAAGGCUAUUUAGUCACAAUUGUAUAAAUACAAAUACACAGAACAAUUUUGAACUGAAUCAUUAGCAUCUAUGAUUAAAAUAUGUUUUAUUUAUUUUGUUAGAUGUUCAAUAUUUUCUAUGGAUUUAUAAAGAAAAAAAAGCCAAAGCCAACUUUAGAUUAAUUAAAAUUCACACGAUUCAUAGUCAUAAAUGUACCUGAAUCAAUGUACAGACCUUUUAUUUUCAUAAUGCAAAAUACAGAAAUACUAUUCAAUGACACAUUUGUAUUGCACUGUUAGACUCAAUGUGGAUGUCUAAACAAUUUGCUUUUUGAUUUAUGUUGAUUUAAAACUGUUUCUCUCUAUGAAGUGGCGUUGCUGAAGGUAUGGUAGCAAUGAACAAGGCACCAGUGCAAAGUGAUUUUUCUUGGUGAUGGUUUUUACUCUGUUAGUUUCACCUUUCCUGACGCCAUUGGAUCUACAAGGAAUUGCUAUGCAAUGUGUUGGAAGGUCCUUUGGCUACUACGGGGAAAAGAAAUGCGCCUUGUGAUUAUUUCCCCAAAUUUGCAGUUUGGUUUCCUUAUCAGAAGCCUGCCUUAUUUUCUACAAUAUUUCUAUAUCACGUUCCACAAAUAAAAAAACAAAAAACAAAAAAAAAAACAGAGGGGAGGUCAAAAUAUAUUUAAGCAUUUUGUAGCUUAUUUUAUUUUAUUUUGCAAAGGUGUUCCUUUAACUCCAGUUUGGAAAGGUAUGUACCUUCACAAAUUAAAUAAAACAUUCACAAUAAGCACCGUUACAAUAAAAUGUAUAUUUUACGAGUU